GGUCUUAAGCGCCACACUCAAAAUGGCGCCCAGGACUCUCCUUCUCUCGUAUUCGUGUUCCUCUUCCGGUCUCCACGCGCUGUCAAUCUGUAAAAAAAUCCCACCUGUCUAACGUCCUCUGCGCUGUACGACAGAAGUCUGCUAGUGUGUCCACAGAGGCUCACUUCGUCAUGGCAUUGAGGAGUGCUGGUCGUCUGCUUGUGAACAGCCAGAGAUGUGUCCUCUUUACAGCUUCCAGGUCACAGAAAACUGCUGCGGCCUCUCCACUGGAUGCACAGGUGUGUCAUUCCGUUAUUCUAUCAGAUGCCAAGAAGUCUGGUGAAACGAAGCAGGCCAAAACGCCUAAAGUGCAGUUCAACUGGCGUGAUGCUUUGGAGCUGGAAGGUCUGCUGACGGAGGAGGAGGUCAUGAUUCGAGACUCCUUUCGCACCUACUGCCAGGAGAAACUCAUGCCACGCAUCCUGAUGGCCAACAGAAAUGAAGUGUUUCACCGUGAGAUUGUGUCAGAGAUGGGAGAACUUGGUGUUUUGGGACCCACAAUUAAAGGUUACGGCUGCGCCGGCACAAGUUACGUGGCGUACGGUCUCAUCGCCCGUGAGGUGGAGCGAGUGGACAGCGGCUAUCGCUCGGUCAUGAGCGUGCAGUCCUCGCUGGUCAUGCACCCCAUCAACGCUUACGGCACCGAGGAGCAGAAGGAGAAAUACCUGCCCAGAUUGGCGCGAGGAGAGAUGCUAGGUUGUUUCGGACUGACAGAACCAAAUCACGGCAGUGACCCGGGCAGCAUGGAGACCAGGGCCAAGUACAACCCGUCCAGUCGCACCUUCACCCUCACCGGCUCCAAAACUUGGAUAACCAACUCACCAGUGGCUGACGUCUGUGUGGUUUGGGCCAAAUGCGAGGACGGGAAGGUACGUGGCUUCAUCUUGGAGCGUGGCAUGAAAGGUCUGUCCACUCCUAAGAUCGAAGGCAAGUUCUCGCUGCGGGCUUCGGCCACCGGCAUGAUCAUCAUGGACGAGGUGGAAGUGCCAGAGGAAAACCUGCUGCCCAAAGUCUCAGGACUGGCGGGUCCGUUCGGGUGUCUGAAUAAUGCUCGCUAUGGCAUUGCUUGGGGAGCUCUGGGAGCCGCGGAGUUUUGUUUCCACGCCGCACGACAGUACACACUGGACAGAAUCCAGUUUGGAGUUCCUCUAGCCAGAAACCAGCUGAUCCAGAAGAAAAUGGCAGACAUGUUAACCGAGAUCACCAUUGGCCUGCAGUCCUGUCUUCAACUGGGCCGACUAAUAGAUGAGAAAAAAGCGGCUCCAGAGAUGAUCUCUAUGCUGAAGAGGAACUCCUGCGGUAAAGCCCUGGAUAUCGCUAGACAGGCCCGAGACAUGCUGGGAGGAAACGGCAUCGCCGACGAGUAUCACAUCAUUCGUCAUGUCAUGAACCUGGAAUCCGUCAAUACUUAUGAAGGGACCCAUGAUAUCCACGCCCUGAUCCUGGGCAGAGCCAUCACUGGACUGCAGUCCUUCACGGUGGACAAAUGAGCUGCUGUCAGACAUCAUGUCCCCUGACUGCUACUGCCUUUGACCUGCAGCCCAUAUAGUCCCUUGAACGCUUUUAGAGUUUGCAUUAUUUACCAUUACAACUGACUUGAAAUUGUCGAUACAAUAUCCUCUGAAUCUGGUAGUAGUAUUUUAAUUAACGUGUCAUUUUGAAUGUCUGUACUUUAUGUAGCCUUCGUCAGAGAUCUAUUUUUGUAUUCUCUAUUUGAAAUCAAAACACUUUGAAUGGACGUUUGACUGCAGGUUUUUAAGUAGAUUUGUAAAGAAAUGCACCAAGGAUCGCAGAGAUGAAGAGUGCAUGUUGUGGUUUGUACAUUGAUGUAUCAUAGAAAAAUUUCAAAGUGCUGAACAAAAUUGUUUACUGCAGGUGAAUAAAAGAUUAAAUAUUA
Molecule: messenger RNA, 1936 nt
Organism: Puntigrus tetrazona (Sumatra barb)
Lineage: Eukaryota; Metazoa; Chordata; Actinopteri; Cypriniformes; Cyprinidae
Gene: gcdhb
Product: glutaryl-CoA dehydrogenase b
Exons: 12
Coding region: 171-1529 (452 amino acids)
Biological process (GO): fatty-acyl-CoA biosynthetic process; fatty acid beta-oxidation using acyl-CoA dehydrogenase
Cellular component (GO): mitochondrial inner membrane
Molecular function (GO): glutaryl-CoA dehydrogenase activity; fatty-acyl-CoA binding; flavin adenine dinucleotide binding
Source: RefSeq, a predicted model, not a curated record